UAACGAUCAAUUCGAUAAUAUUCGAAAUAAUAUUUUAUUUUACGAUACCGUGAGAAUCACGUCGGAUCGAAGAAAAUCUUUCGAGGCGUCUGGAGGGGCUAUCUAACGGAGAUUACAUAAAAAGACGCUGCUUUCUGCUUGAUUAAUCUUUCUCCGAAUAAUCAACAGCAUUUAGAGAACACGACCGGGCAUCGGCGAUAAAAGCAACACGAAAAUGAUAGCAAAGUAUGUGUCAGAAAGAAAAAAAGAUACAGUAUCUUUCUAUUUGUUUCCUGUUAUCGAACCGAUUAUUUUUCUUUUUAGCUGUAUCCUUUUUCUCUUUCUGCGAAUCGAGCGGUUUCGCUCGCUGCUGCUGUUGAAAACUUGGCGAGUCACUGUAAUGACACGUAAUCGCGAAUGCAAUCAGAUUCAAAGCGGAACGCGCGAUAUGAAACUGCAUUCAUUAAGAGCCGGGGAUGUACCACACACAUCAACACAGACAUAGUAAUUAUAACGUUGCGUUGCAGCAAUUAUCACGAACUUGGCUCGCGUGUGUGGUGCGCCAUUUACUCGCGCGACUCUUCCAAACGAAUCCGCUUAACUAUUUACGAGGCAACUCAAUAAACCAGCGUUCGUUCAAAAAUUGUCCCAUCUCGCUAUCGAGGUAUACGCGAACGAGGCUAACCGAAUGAAAUUAGCGAACUAUAAACCGGAAACGGUAAACCGUGUUAACGAAUCAGAAAGCUGUCGUCGAGGAGAGACACGGGCAGAUCUCGGAAAUCUCGUUAUUCUUAAUCACGGCUGCGACAGGACGCGCCGUCAAUCGCGCCGCGAUGUUUGACGCGACGAUCGGAACGCGCGGGCGCGUUAAUUGACCGACCAGCGUACAUUGUAAAUUUUAUUCCCAGGCGGCAACUCUCACGCCGCUGUUCUACGCGCGGUACUAUUUUACUACGUCAGAGACCGCCGUAAUCCAAUUCCGUGUGAUACGCUACUGCUCGGUGAAUCGUAGCUUCAUUGAUUGCGACGCUCGUACGCCGGGUCGACGGUCGUUGCGAGGCGAGAAGGGAGAAGUGGCUCCAAGUGGAACGUGCAUUCAGGGUUGGAGUACGGGACCGGAGUGCCCCGGGAACACGCUCCGCUAACCUUUUCUACGUAAAACCAUUUUCAUUAAAUACCCGCCGUAACAACAAACGACAGCGCAACUCCGGCUGAUUACUUUCGGCGCGGAAAUCAAGUCGGCUUGACAAUUUUCCGCUGCCGGACUCGCGCUGCUCGGGUAAACAUGCCGAGACAAUGUGGGAGGGGAAAUUUCAUGAAGAAAAGAAUCGGUCGUCUCUGUCGUUGCUACGAACUUCGAAACGCUCCCGUCAACUUGGCAGGAAAGGGAGAUAAAACAGUGACUUUGUUAGAACGACUCAAAAGAUCCGUUCCCUCGAGACAUUGGUUCUACGUUAAGUGAAUUCCGUCCCUCGUCAUCGGGUGUCCUCGCCAACUCGCGUUACUUUUGUUGUUCACGUUCUCUCUCUCUCUCUCCCUCGCUAUACAUACAUCCACCGAAUCCGGAAAUUUCGUUUCUCGAAGUUUGCGCACGACGUCGUGCCGGCGCACACACGGAUCCCUGCGGGUGCAUCUGCGCGUUGGAGAGCCACUCCGAGGAAGAACUCUGGCCGGCCACUGCCAACCGGGGGCGUUCGGGGUGGUUGGGGGAUGAUGAGCGGCGCGCUCGAUCGGGGAUGUAGGGAAAAUCGAGCGGGUGAUGCCCCUCGGCGUGGUGGCCGUCGCGAUGACGUCGGUGACGUCGGCCGGUGGCGCUACCGACGCUUUUACCCUUCGUCCGCUCACGAGGGUGGCGGUUCUCAAUGUAUGUGUAGGAGUGACGUACGUGGAGCAUAUUCGCGGAGUAGAGAACGUGACGCUGUUAGGGAGGUGGCGCCAACGAUGGCGGAGCCGGCAAUGUUGGUGGUGGUGGUUGAUAGUGAUGGUCGCGUCGGCGUCGGCGUCGGCGGCGGUGGUGGUGGAGGUACGAAAGGGUGGCCUUUCUCGCUCGGUCACAGCCGGUAUUAGAGUAUUCUCUCAGUACGCGCGGACUCGUCGCGCGUCGUGCCGAAGCUCCUCCUCGUCUCUUCCGCGACUUUCGGCGGUGGCUCCGCGGAGGGCGCACACACACACACGUGCGCGCGCGCGCAAACGAACCGGCGAGAGCGGGGCUGUGUGAUAUCAAUCGCGAGUGUAUGCGUGUGUGUAUGCGUGCGGGGUGGCUGGCCUGUAUUCGACGGCGCGAACGAUAGAGAGGGGUGGAAAAGAGCGGAGACGGGGAAAAGACACAGGGAGGGUUGUAGGAACGCGCCGGUGGCGGUAGCGGCGGCGGUGGCGGCGUCAGUGCACGGAAGUGGCUGUGCUCCGGUAGUGGACGGUGGAUAGUGUAGUGCGGUUGGUCGGUUGGAUCGGUUGGUUGGUCGGUCGGUGGUUGAAUCGCCGUCCGUCCCGCCGUACGUCGUCGUCGUCGUCGUACACAGGGGGUUGUGCGCGAGAGCGACGUCGGGUAUCGUCCACGAGGCGCGGGCGGCGAGACGACGACGGGACCGGAAGAAGAGGGAAGCGACAGAGUAGAAAGAGAGAGAGGCGGGAGAGAAUGAGAUCGAUAAGGAGGGAUCUUAGGCGGUGGUUUCGCGAAACGGGAACGGCGGUGUGCGACGUGUAGAAAGAAACGAGGAGAAAGAGAGAGAGCAGCAUCAGAGAGGGAGAGAUAUUACAUACCCUCGGGUGUGUGCGCGCCUGGAGCGCACGCGACGUACGACUUUUACGCGCGUAUAUAUAUAUAUAUAUAUAUAUAUACAUAUACACGCGCACGUUAUCGCACGUAUACGGACGUACGCACGCCGAUACGCACGCAAGCGCCAGUGUGCGAGCGCCCCGUCGCACACGAGGGUGGAACGAGCUCGCGAGGAAGGCUACGUAAUCGGCUCGGUUCGUCGACUUGGCUUGCUCGCUCGAAAGGGCGGUUCUUGGAUCCGAAGCGCCGCGACGGAGGCCGAGGGAGAGAGCGAGAGAGACCGGAAGAGGGAACGAGAGAGAGGGCACGCGAGAGAGGGUUCGUUCGUUCGUUCGUUCGUUCGUACGUUCGCGUCGGCUCGGGAACCGGAAGGCGGAAGAAGAGGGAGUCGACUACCUCUCUUUCUCUCUCUCUCCCCCUCGAUCUCUAUUCGCCCUCGCUCGAUGGGCUACGCCGCCGAAAGAAGGUCAAAGAUCGAUCCUCGGGCCGACGAGGGUCGUGACCUCGCCGUACGCCUCCGCCGAGUACGAAGUGACCCACGCGCGUAGUAGUACUAUCCGCUAGUAGUAGUACGCCGGCCAGAAGCGCGGAAGUUGUACUCGCCGAGGGGUGGAAAGGGCGGCGCGGGUGGAGAGAGAGGGAGAGAGAGAGAGAGAGAGAGAGAAGAUUGAUCGGACGGAGGAUCAUCAUCGCGAUGGUGCGAUGAGAUCGAUCGACCGACAGAAGAGAGACCGAACCAGCCUUCGUUGAGAUCGACGAUAUACGAAGAGAGAGAGAGAGAGAGAGAGAAAAAACUAUCUCCCGAGAUUCACAUCUUCGUCAAUGGUCGUCGUUCACGAGCGAGCCGUCGCAAGUAGAGUAGAAACGUCCUCGCGACACACGCCGUUGUCUCGUUUAUUCGGUGUCGAAGACCGCGGAGUGGCCGGGACCGCGACGUUCUCGUCGUCGUCGUCGUCGGCCAUAGCCGGAUGCUGGAGGACAUCGGGAAGGGAGCGAAGAUCGAAUCGCCGGCGAGAAGGCGAUCUCGUGGAGACUUGAGCGUACGAGGAAACACGUCUCCAUCCUCCGGCUGUUACUCCAAUUGAACAAGCGGACAGACGUCCCGCUGCGACGGGAAAGCGCUCAUUGACGAUCACCCGUCGCUCAAUCCGGUUGAUAUGAGCGUAAAAACGCGCGAGGGUGACGAGAGACUGGGGAACGGCCGCGAGGCGUGACAGGAAGGGUAAUCGAGCGAUGAUUAGCGCGGCGAUCGGAACGGAGAUUUAGGGACACGGGUGAGAGAGAGAGAGAGAGAGAGGGAGAAUCCGCAGGAUUCCCUCAAGGGGAAACGAGCACUGCCGGAACACGCGGACACCGAGAGCCUGAAUCGGUAGGUUCGCACCUCGUAACAAUAACCGUGCGAUCUCGUGUUAAAGCGAGAAGCGAUCACGGCUGACAAAGAAAAAGAGAGAGAGGGGGAUACAGGAAGGGAGAGGGCGUGAGAAGAAAAAUAUCGCGAGCGUCGAGCACGGGACACCGACUCGGGACGACGAGGUUCGGCAUCGCGGAGAGCUUCGUAGAAUGUCACGGGACCCUUAUUCGAGCGGCAGUGGCGUGGUCGGUCCCGGUGGUGGCACUCGCUCACCACGCAGCGGUCGUCGCGUGGGCGAACUGCCGACCGUCGACCGCAGCCCAUCGAGGAGUUACGCGAGCGGUCGUGGCAGUCCGUUGGGUCGCAAGCAACGAGGCACCCGCAGCGGCAACAACUCGCCGGAGCACCUCGGCUACGGCAGCUACCAUCACCAUCAGCUGGGCAGCCCGUACUACUCCCGCGACGAGGACCUCGGCAGUCCCGUGAUGCUCGAGGAGAGGGGCAGGAGUAUGUCGACCGGGGGCGGUGGGGGCGGACAUCACCGAUCCAGAAGCGCCUCGAGACCCGCCAUGUCCAGCUCGGCGGGCAUGGUAGCGCGUUACACCAGCCUCGACCGUGCCUCCGCCGGCAAUCUCGACCAUGAUCGGGAAUUCGUGCCGAUCCGCGAGCCCCGCGAGCGUAGCCGCGACCGCGGCCUCUACCUCGAGGAGGACCUGCAGCUCUACAGCUCGAGGUCGGCGCGACAGAGCCCGAAUCCGCACAUGCUGCGCGACAGCGGUGGUUACAUCGGCGAGCUGCAGCACCAGAACAACGAUCUGCAGCGGGAGCUCGGUAACCUGAAGAAGGAGCUCGAGCUGACGAACCAGAAACUCGGCAGUUCGAUGCAUAGCAUCAAGACCUUCUGGAGUCCGGAGCUGAAGAAGGAGCGGGCGUUGCGCAAGGAGGAGAGCACCAAGUACAGCCUGAUCAACGAGCAACUCAAGCUACUCAACACGGAGAAUCAGAAACAAAGCAUAAUGGUGCGCCAACUGGAAGAGGAGCUUAGAAUGAGGAUGCGCGGGCCGAGCGUCGAAAUACAGCAGCAAAUGGAAGUUUUGUACAAUGAGAACGAGCAUCUGACUCGGGAGAUCGCCAUACUUCGUGACACGAUAAAGGAACUGGAAUUAAGAAUAGAGACGCAAAAACAGACGCUGCAGGCUCGCGAUGAGAGCAUCAAGAAGCUCCUCGAGAUGCUCCAGAACAAGGGGAUGGGAAAAGAGGAGGAAAGGAUCAUGUUCCAGCAGAUGCAGUCGAUGGCCCAGAAGCAGCUGGACGAGCUCCGGACGGAGGUACAGCGAAGGGACCAGGAGCUCCUGGCGAUGUCGGCGAAGAUGAAGACGCUCGAGGAGCAGCAUCAAGAUUACCAGAGACACAUCGCCGUGCUCAAGGAAUCUCUCUGCGCCAAGGAGGAGCAUUACAACAUGCUGCAGGCUGACGUCGAGGAGAUGCGGCAGCGGCUCGAGGAGAAGAACCGGAUGAUCGAGAAGAAGACGCAGGCGGCGAUGCAGGCGCAACAGGAACGCAAUCGCAUGAACACCGAACUGACCGAACUCAAGGAUCACAUGGACAUCAAAGACCGCAAGAUCAACGUUCUGCAGCGCAAGAUCGAGAAUCUGGAGGACCUGCUGAAGGAGAAAGACAAUCAGGUCGACAUGGCCCGGGCCAGGCUGACGGCGAUGCAGGCGCAUCAUUGCAGCAGCGAGGGUGCACUUAGCAGCCUCGAGGAGGCGAUCGGGGAUAAAGAGAAGCAAAUGGCACAAUUACGCGAGCAAAGGGACCGAGCCGAGCAGGAGAAGCAGGAGGAGAGGGAACUACACGAGAGGGAGCUCGCCGAGUACAAAAUGAAGAUACAUGCCUUGGAGUCCGAGGUUGAGAAACUGGGCGCGCGUCUGGAGCGAGCACAGGCGGAGAAGGACCGCCUGGAGGCGAAGCUCGAAAGCUCGCAGUCCGAGCUCGGCAAGAGCAAGGCCGAGCUGGACAAGGCCGCGUCAGAGGUUGGACGCAGCGGUGCCGACUGGGAAGCCGCGAAGCAGCGGCUGACCAGGCUCGAGCUGGAGAACGAGAGGCUGAGACACGACGUCGAAAGGUCGCAGUCCACCUACGGCAGAAGUACCCUGAACUCGUCCCAGGAGAUGGAGCGAAUUCAGGAGCGAGCUGAGAAAGCGGCCGCUGACCUAAGGAGGGCCCAAGCCGAGCUGAGGGUUACACAAGCAGACAACGAAAGGGCGCGCGCUGAGGCCGCAUCCCUUCAGGAGAAGGUGGAGAAGAGCCAGGGCGAAGUGUACAGGCUCAAAGCCAGGCUGGAGAAUGCUCAGACCGAGCAGGAGAGCCUGCGAGAAGAGUACGACCGGGCACAGGCGUCUGUGGCUCGUCUUCACUCCGAGAGGGACAAGGCGAUCGGCGAGCUCGAGAAGUCGCAGGAGGAACUCGAACGCACGCAGGCCACCCUCGGCAAGGCGCAACUUCAGCAGGACAAACUGCAGAAUCUGUUGGACAAGACGCAGAGCGAGGUCGACAAGCUGCAGGAAAAGCUCGAUAAGACGCAGACCGAAGUUCGUAGAAUGCAAAUGGAGAGGGAGAAGCAGAACUACGACUUCGACAAUCUUCAAAGCCAGCUCGACAAGGCGUUAGGACAGUCGACGAGGAUGCAGAAGGAGCGCGAGACGAUUCAGCUCGAGGUCGAUCGACUGCAGGACAAGUACGAGAAAGCGCAGGUCAUAAUGCAACGGCUGCAAAAGGAGCGGGACAGCUUCCAGGAGGAGAUGGAGAAGAUGCAUGAAAGGCUGGAAAUCCAGCAGAAUCAGAUAAGCAAGCUGCAACGCGAUAAGGAGAACGUGCUGUCGGAACUCGAGCUGGUGAAGGAAAGAUGGGAGAAAGCGCACAACACUCAUCAAAAAUUGACGCUCGAGCGAGAUGACGCUCUGACUGAAAUCCAGAUCCUGAAGGAGAAACUGGAGAAGGCUCAAUACGCCAUGAACAAGGCUCACGAGGAACGGGAGAACACCACCAAGGAAUUCGAGAAGAUGCUGGAGAAAUACGAUAGGGCGCAGAGCGAGGUGUACCGUCUGCAGAACCGCAUCGACGUGAUGGAGGCGGACAAGGACCGGCUCGAGCUGGAGGCGGAGAAGCAGCAGAUGCUGGCGGCGAAGUCGCGCGAGGAGUCGCGCAAGGCGCAGGAGGAGCUGGCGCGCGUGCAGGAGAUGUACGAUCGCGCGGCCCUGCAGCUCGGCCGCACGAAGGAGCACGAGGAGAAGUCGAAGGAGAGCAUCGACCGGCUGAGCGUCGACCUGGAGAUGGUGCGCGAGCGGUACGAGAAGUCGCAGAUCGAGCUGCGCCGGCUGCAGAACGAGCGCGAGAAGCUGGUGGCCGACAACGAGCGCAUCAGCUUCGAGCUGGAGCGCGCCCACUCGCAGCUGAACAAGGCCCAGGCGGCGACGGAGAAGACGCAGGAGGAGCUCGCGCGGAUGCAGCUGGAGAUCGAGAAGAUGUACGAGAAGCACGACCGUCAGCAGGCGGAGGUGAGGAAGGCGCAGGCGGAGGCGGAGAGGCUGCGCACCGAGGCGGAGAGCGCGCGCGAGGAGAGCGAGAGGUACGCGACCCGCUUUGGCAAGUAUCAGGAGAGCCAGGAGCGGCAGAAGGAGGAGCACGAGUGGGCGAAGCUGGAGGUGGAGCGGCUGCGGGACCGUCUGGAGAAGGCCCUGGCUGAGCUCGAGCGCGCCCGGAAGGCCGAGCAGGACGCCUCGAGGCUGCGCGCCGAUCUGGAGCGUGCGGAGGGCGUGCGAGGUAAAUACCAGUACGAGCAGGAGAAGUGGCAGAGCGAGGGUAGUAGGCUACAGCAGGAGGUGGAGAAGCUGCGCGAGCGGCUCGACGGCCGCGAGUCCGAGCUGAAGAGGACGCAGUCGAGCCACGCCGAGCUCGAGGCGAAGCUGCACGAGGCGCAGCUUCAGCUCGAGCGGGCGCGCGAGGAGACCGGGAAGGCGACCGCGGCGCAGGAGCGCAACCGCUCGGAGAUCGAGCGGGCGCGCAUCGAGGCCGAGAAGAUCCGGGACCGGCACGACAAGCUGAAGGCGAGGGCGGAGGCCCUCGAGGCCGACAACGAGAAGCUGCGCGUCGAGAUCGUCCGGCUGGAGCGGCUGAUGCAGACCGAGGGUAAGACCAGGUCGGAGAGCGCGAGCAUCGAGGUGGAGCGGCUGCGCGCCAGCCUCGACAAGGCGAUCGUCGCGCGAGACCAGGUCGAGCUCGAGGCGGGCAGGCUCGCGAAGGAGCUCGAGAAGGCCCACCUGCAGACCGGCAAGUAUCAAGAGGCCGCCGAGGCGAGCAAGAAGGAGCUCGAGCGGCUACCCGCGGAGUUGCAGAGCGUGCGCCAGGAGCGCGACUCGCUGCGCCAGGAGCGCGAGGCGAUGCGCCAGGAGCUGAGGCGCAGCCAGCAGCAGCAGCAGCAGCAACAGCAGCAGCAGCAGAUCGUCAACGGCGAGGAGCUCGCGCGGAUGCAGUACGAGGUGCAGCUGGCGCAGCGCGAGCGCGACAAGAUGGCCGCGAUCCUCGAGAACCGGGAGAAGCACUCGGAGAAGAUGAAGGAGAAGCUCGAGUAUGACGCGAAGCAGCUGCAGAUUGAGCGCGACCAGCUGGUGAUCCAGCUGGAGAAGUCGCAGGAGAUGCUGGUGAGCUUCCAGCAGGACCUGAGCGCGACCGAGGCCGAGCUCGAGCGGCAGCGCGAGGAGGUCCGCAAGGUCGUCCAGCAGACGCCCGAUCGCGCGGCCAAGGAGGCGCUCGAGGGCAAGCUGCGCGAGAUCAAGCAGCUCUACCAGCAGUUGCAGAGUGUCCAGCAGGUCGAGCAGAUGGAGCGGGCGCGCGCCGAUCAGGCGGAGAAGCAGAUACAGGAGAUGCGCAAGCAGUUGGUGGCGCGUGGCGCCGAGGCCGCCUCCGAGGCGCAGCUCGAGAAGUUCCAGAAGCUCUGCGAGACGGAACGGCAGCGCGCGGACACGGCCGAGCGCGAGGCCGCCGAGCUGCAGAAGCGGAUACAGGCGACCGAGCAGCAGCUGCACGCCCACCAGCAGCAGAUCCAGCAGAUGCAGCUCGCCAUGCAGAAGCAGCCGUCGUCCGUGCAGAACGGCCAGGAGAUCGACAGGCUGCGAAAGGAGCUGGAGCGCGCGCGCGAGGAGAUUAAGCAGGCGACCGUGGAGCGCGAGCGGUUCCAGGCGCAGCUCGAGAUGCUGUGCCAGGAACUCGAGAAAAAUCAGGUGGACUUGCACGAAGCCAACAAGAAACUACAAGCUGGAGCCGCCAAGGCUGGCGUCGAUACUACACAGGAGCGGAAACAAUUGGAGGAUCAACGUCGGCAACUGGACGAACAGAGAAGACAGAUGGACGAGCGAGCGAGGUCCGUCGAUCAGAAAGCUAGGACGGUGGAAGAGAAGGAGAGGACGCUGCAAAAUCUCGACCAAGACCUGAAAAAGAGGAAAGCGCGGAUGGACCAGUUGGAGCAGCAGCUGCAAAAGAGUGGCGGGGCGCCCGACAAGAGACUGGCGGAGAUGCAAAGGGCGCUCGACGCUGCCGAGAAGGACUUGGAGAAGGCGAGAGAAGAAUCGGGCAGGAGCGCCGCCGAAACCGAGAGGUUGCUAAAGCUCGUGCAGAUGACCCAAGAGGAGCAGAACUCCAAGGAGAAGCAGAUCAGAGAUCUUCAGGAAGCACUCAAAACCGCACAAGCUAAGCUGAAACAAGCUACAACUGCACAGCAAGAGGAGUUUCCGUUUCGUGGGAAAAGGAACGCGAGGAAUGCGUGGACGAACGGGGGAGUGACAUGAGAGACAAACUAACCGAGAGAGACAAAGUAUCAGAUCGAAUUUCUUGUUGAUAUAUUAGAUUCUACUAACUUAAAUAUUAUCAUAGUAACGAUAUUAUCCGAUCACUCCACACGAGAUUCUUUCGAUACAAUCGAUGUCGUAGAAUUUGUCGUUCGCGUCGGGAGAGAGUGAGAGAAAGAGAGAGAGAGAGAGAGAGGGGGAGAGCAGUUCGGGAUUAAGAGAACGAACGAGGGGGAGGAGGACGCGAUUGGAUUUCGCGACAGAUCGCGCCUAAGUCAUUAGAGUUAUAGUAAACGGUAGCCGUAAACAAAGCACUUGUUACACUCUAGACCGAAACUCUACUCGGUAAUUAACCGUCGCUUAACCUUCGUCUAAUGAUUCAGGCACAUUCGUUUGUUGAUUAAACGGCAUCUCCACCCUCCCCCACCUCACCCUGCAUCGACAACAAUUGUAAUUACGUUUGUAAAUAAAACACAUGCGCGCUCCAUUCUUAGAAUUAUCGCAUUUAAACGGUCGAUACCCAAUUUCGUCAAAGUUACGCUCGUUCCCGCGAUAGUUCAUACACACAAGUAUGUCGGGUUCUUUGAAACGCCUAAAGUCCGCGUUCUCCAACGGUGUCACUCAAGACAAGACGCAAGGCUUAUUUAAUCGCGCAAAUCACGAUAGACUUUUCGCCGGCGAGUUAUCGACGAUUAUCGAGAUCCUCCCCUCGAUUCUUAUAAUUUAUAGGGCACUCAAGUGAUCCUAAGGCGAAACUGCGGAGAGCGUGACGAGAGUGUUAGGUUGCGUGAGAGAAAAGGAACGAAACGGAGAGAAUGUGAGAGAGAGAGAGAGAGAGAGAGAGAGGGAGAAAGAGAGAGAGAGAGAAUGGAUAAAAGAGAAAAACAGUCUUAACAUUAUUUUUCAAAUCGACUGUUAAGUGUGUCCAUGAUAAGAAAAUACUAAAAACAUACUUUUUACGUGAAUACUAUAAGGGAAGUCGUACCGGCGUUACAGCAAACCUUGUUAGAUGCUGUCUCGAUACAAGAGGAAAACACGAUAAAAAAAUCGAAACAAUGUUUCGGAAGAUAUUCUAUUUGCUAUUUAACGAAUAAUAACAAGAUUGCACAACGAAUCAAGAACAAAGGUAGGAACCGCGAGAAGCAUUUUAAUCCUUCGAGGAAAUCAAGCAAGACAGACACCGGCAUGUCUGAAUCGUUAUACUGGAUUUUACUUACGGUCGAUUUUCCUCACGCGUCACGCUGCUAACGUGUUUGCAUCCGAGGUGAAAUCUCGUCGCCGAGGGAGAAGUCGAUACGCAUCCAAUGAGGACCGACACCGGUACGACGUGGUCCACCCGCUCUUUUUCUAUUAUCCAAUUUCUACGUAUUUUAUCGCUAAGUAAACGAUCGAUAACAAGCUUAACGAGGGGCUUAAAAAGAGAAUGAGGAGACGCUCCGAUUACAUUAUUGUGUAACGUUUAUCGUUAAUCUCCGAAAUAACGCGAUACAAGUCUCGAUCCCGUGUAUAUAUUUAAACGAAUGAUAACAAUAUGACAACGGGUGUAUUAGUCGGAAGUUUGAGCAAGUAAUGAGAAAAUGAAUGAAUGAGUGAGAGAGAGAGAGAGAGAGAGGAAGAGAGAGAGUGUAUGUAUCUGCGUGUGUGUAUGUAUAUGUGUAGGCAUAAAUGAGCGACGAAUGAGUGUAUGAAUGAGUGAGCGAAUGAAUGAGUAGGUGAUCGAGUGAGAAUGCGAACGAGAUAGGUCGUGUUUCGCCUAGUCCUCGCGACGCUUGAUUAAUUAAGUGUCGCAUGCAUCUCGAGCGAGUGUUCCGCGCCGAUUCCGCCGGAAAUCGCCGGAGCUGCCGCCGCGCAUUCAUCUCCCUCGAAUAAUUUUCUUCCUCGUGCUCGACGGUCGGACGCGCUCUCCGGCGAUUUCCGGCGGCGACAAGGCGGAAGUCGACGAUUACAUAAGCAAGUCGGGAGCGGCUGGUUGAUGAAAAGUGCGACGAAGCUAGGAUAAGAUUAAUCGAAGUAAGUUUUAAGGGAUAAGCUAAUUAAAAAAUAACAGUUUAUUGAAGUACAUUGUUGCAACUGCCAUGCUGUGUGCCAUUAUAUAACGAGUCACGUUUGUCGUAAAAAGCAAAAAGAACAAAAAAAAUGGAAGAAGAAGAAAAAGAAGAAAAGAGAGGAAGGGAGGAAGAGAUGUAAGCGGAGACGUACGAAGGCUGAGGCGCUUGCGCGCGUUCUCGUCUUCUGUCUGAAAACUUCUCGCUUAUACCGUUUCGCACGUGGAAUUACACCGUCGUCCUCACGUGUCGCGCUCUCUUGUUGUGAUCGCGGUGAAUGAAUGAACGAACAUUGCAACCCGCUCUAAAAUUACAUACAAUUGACACCGUCAUCGGGAAUUUUCGAGCAACAUUCGGCGGGAAAAGAAGUUCUAAAUUCUCUCGAUAAACUCAUCUACGUAAGAUUUCGAAGAACGAGAAUACAGUCUCACGAGCGAACGUACGACGCUCAUUACGGGAUGAAGAAGGGAGGUGAACGCGUCGAAGGGACAGGGUGGAACGACGGGGUGAAUUCACGGUGGCAGACGUCGCGGACGAUUUCGUUCGAGCUCACUCGUGCGUUCCUGACGAUCAGCGAGGCGCGAGGUUUUACGAAAAUUCGGGGCGAGAUUCGCUGCGACGAUCCGUUUCUGCGAUGGCAAGACGAUCGCCUGAAAAGAAAGAAAGAAA
Dinoponera quadriceps is the source of this 12663-nucleotide messenger RNA. RefSeq names its product ELKS/Rab6-interacting/CAST family member 1 (gene brp). Lineage: Eukaryota; Metazoa; Arthropoda; Insecta; Hymenoptera; Formicidae. Gene Ontology annotation, biological process: neuromuscular synaptic transmission; maintenance of presynaptic active zone structure; regulation of synaptic plasticity. The record is from RefSeq and is a predicted model, not a curated record. Gene Ontology annotation, molecular function: structural constituent of presynaptic active zone. The transcript has 17 exons. Gene Ontology annotation, cellular component: cytoskeleton of presynaptic active zone. The coding region runs from base 4316 to 9949 and encodes 1877 amino acids.